Camellia sinensis is the source of this 1770-nucleotide messenger RNA. The record is from RefSeq and is a predicted model, not a curated record. Lineage: Eukaryota; Viridiplantae; Streptophyta; Magnoliopsida; Ericales; Theaceae.
AUGGGGUACACUAACCAUCGAUAUUACUUGCUUAAGGACCACCUAGAAAGGCGAAAGAGUAGGGCUUACAAUGGUAAGAUUGAGAAAUGGAAGAGAUCUUUGGAGUUGCCGGUGAAAAAGAUACAUGACCAGUUGGACAACGUGACAGGUGUCAUAUAUGGAAAGCAUCCAAGCAUUGAUGGAAAGAACAAGGACACGGACAAGGCACGGUUAGACUUGGAAGAUAUGGGUAUAUGGAAAGAGCUAUGGCUAACACAACGACCCAAUGGGUCAUAUGUCAAGCCUUGGGCAAGCUUUUCAUUGACACCUGCAGAGAGAGAGGGUUUCUUUGAAUUUUUAAAAACUGUCAAGUAUCUAGAUGGAUAUGCGGCAAACAUGUCCAAAUCAGUGAAUGCAAGAAAUGGUAGACUAACAGGCCUAAAAAGCCAUGACUGCCAUGUACUGAUACAAAGAAUUCUUUCCAUUGGAAUGCGUGGUUACGUGGAUAAAGAAAUUAGCACAUCACUUUUUGAGUUAGGCAAUUUCUUCCAAGACCUAUGCUCUAGGACACUAAGGCGGAGCGAACUGGAGAAAUUAGAGGAACGUAUAAUACACAUUUUAUGUAAGCUUGAAAAGAUCUUUCCUCCAGCCUUCUUUGAUGUGAUGAUCCAGUUGGCUAUUCAUUUGCCUUGUGAGGCUAUUUUUGGAGGACCCAUACAAUAUCGAUGGAUGUACCCAAUUGAAAGGUUUCUUGGAGCAUUAAAAAAAUAUGUGACCAAUCGAGCUCGACCAGAAGGUUCAAUUGCCGAGGCCUACAUUAUCAAAGAGUGCAUUACUUUUUGUUCAAUGUAUGUUGUUGGGAUUGAAACUGUGCAUAAUCGACCAGAACGGAAUGAAGAUCGCGAUGAACGUCAACAAGGGUUGACAAUAUUCACAGAAACUGCACGUCCAAUUAGUCUAAUCACACGAGAUGCUGAAAUGUCUCAAGAAAUUUGUGAUAUUGCUCAUUGGUUUGUGUUGCACAAUAGCCCGGAGAUUGAAAAGUAUUUGGAGUAUAUAAAUAGAUUGAGAAUGGAAGAGUCAUCAGAGGCAACUGAUGAAUUGUGGUCAUUAGCAAAUGGUCCUAAUUUGCUUGUGAAAGAGUACUCAGUUUGCAUAAUCAAUAGCAGCCGGUUCCAUACUCGAGAUCUAGACAAUCGUCAUACGAGUCAGAAUAGUGGUGUGCUUAUACAAGGGGAUCAUGAAGGAAAAUUGCAUGACUUCUACGGUCACUUGUGCAAGGUGUUAGAAUUUGACUACCUAUGUGAUAAAAAGGUUGUUUUGUUCCAGUGUGAAUGGUAUAACACCGGUAACACUGGUAGAAACAGAACAAUACGAUUUGAUACAUAUUGCACAAGCAUUGACGUCACAAGUCGGUGGUACCAAUCUGACCCAUUUAUCCUACCUAGUCAAGCUAAUCAAGUCUUCUAUCUGAAUGAUACCAAAUUGGGUGAACCUUGGAAUGUCGUGCAAAGGGUACAACAUAGGGGUGUCUUUGAUGUUCUAGACACUAGUGAUGGAGAAUUAUUAGAUUCUUCAGAAAAUAAUGAUGUGUUCCAACAAGAAAACAUUACUGAUGUUGUUGUUCCAAUUGACAUUGACCCAAUUGUUCAAUACUGUAGGGAUGAUGUUGAAUUCAAUGUUAUUUCGGAAGUAAGGUCAUUAGAUGAGAUAAUGGAAGAGAAUAGAGAUGAUGAAGGAGAUGAAGAACAUAACAUUCCUGAUGUUGAUAUGGAUCCUGAUAUGGAUUAA